AUGGAUCCAUUGAAUGAGUCCGAAGAAGGCGGCACCAAUGCCCCCGAUCGUCCCUCCUGCCAAGGGUGCCGUAAGCGCAAGUUGAAGUGCUCACGGCAAUCACCGACGUGCUCCCAAUGUGAACGGCUAGGGUCGCCGUGCGUCUAUGAUGCGAAGAAAGGCAAGCCUGGGUUGAAGACCGGAGCUGUGGAAAGCUUGAGUCGCCGUAUCGAAGUACUUGAGGACGCACUUCUACAAGCAAAAGAAAAUAAUAGUGGGCAUAACAGCAAUGAAUUCCGGUCGCAGAGCCCAGGGAAUGAGCGACUGGACGGCGUUGUUAACCUUCUAUCCACUGUUUGCAUGGAGCUGUGUAAGUUCAAUAAUCGAAAUGACAGCCGGUCCCAUGACUCAAGCUUCAACUCCAUGGCUCGCCCGCCCUAUAAUGGCGAGUCGGUCGGCACGCCCUCCCAGCCAGAUGGCUAUGAGAUACACGGUUCACCCUAUGCUCGGCCGCGAAAGCGAAGACGGAUUGAUAGCUGCGGAAACCCUAAAAUCGAGCUUGCCUUACCUUUGGAAGAUCUUCUAGAUGCUACGACCAGUCUUCCUCCCUCAGAGCUUUUGGAAAAUAUCGUGACCGCAUAUUUUAUCAACGUCCAACCAUGGAUACCUAUUCUUCACGAGACGCGAUUUCGAGCUCGAGUACAUGAUCCGGAGCAGCGGACUCGGUUGGUUAUUGUGAUUCAUGCAAUAAUCGUUGCAGCUAUCCGUUUUGCGCAUCCUGAGGCUCAUGGCCUCUCUACAACGGACGUGGAGUCCCAGACCAGAAAGUCGAGGAGCAUUGUCGUUUUGAAUGCGAUGGACAGUCUAUCGGUGGAGCAUCUUCAGGCUUUGACGAUCAUAGCUUUUGAUGACAUUGGAAAUGGGAAUACCUCCAGAGCCUGGUCAAUAGUUGGCUCUUUAACACGAACCGUGGAAUACCUCCGCUUGAGUAUCGAGGAUGAGGAUGAUGAUACACAGAGAUUAUUGAAGCCAUUACUAUCUUUACCACCCUCUAAGGAAUGGGUUGAAGAGGAGGAAAGAAGGCGGGUCUUUUGGAACAUUUUCAAUUUGGAUCGAUUCUGUUCUGUUGUAACAGGUUGGAAUACAAGUCUCACAGCAGAUGAUGUACACAGACGGCUACCUGCGGAUGGUGGCUUGUGGCAUCGAGAAGAGCCAGUAACAACGCCGUACUUUGGAAUCUGGGAUAGAUCUGAAGCGCGAAUUGGCAACUCGAUCGCUUUUCUUCCCGCUCAGUACUCUAACAAUCCGAAGAGUCCUAAACCUGUGCCCGAUUCCAACUCGCCGCACAGCUCACCGCAAGACAUUUCUCAUCCUGUGCCCAACUCAGCGCAGCCAGACAUGUCGACCGUCGGGGCUUUUGCAUAUUGCAUCGAAGCAACUGAGUCCCUGAGCAGGGUCACAACGUUCUUCCUCCAACAGAAAAUCAACUUCCAGGACCGACGGGAUGUCAGUAGUUGGUUAACCAGAUUCAAAGAGUUAGAUCUAAGAUUAGUGCAUUGGAAAAUGUUCCUGCCGCAGAAAUGGAGGGACUCAAACAUAUCACGCCAACCGACGUUGAUUCACAUGGAUCCUAACUUGACCCUUACUCACGUCACUCAUAACACAUCCAUGAUCCUUCUGCACCAACGCAUCGCGUACCCACCCGCUGAGUGGGCCAACAUCGUUCGACUCCCGAGCGUUUGCAGCGCCGAAACUUGUCAGAACGCCGCUAUCGAAAUCCAAAACAUGACUGCCAAGUAUCUCAGUAACACAUUGGAGUCAUCCCCCGUGAGCAAUCAAUUCAUAUUUUGCGUGUUUGUUGCGGCGAGAGUUCUUCUAGUUCACUGGCGUUAUUAUGGAUCCGAACUUGCCCAAGAAAUGUGGGAAUUAGUCAACAGUCUAGAUCAGAUGGCCUACAGAUGGCUUGGGGCGGGCCCAUCAAGCACAGGUCGCGGCCAUUGCCUCGCAAGCACCUACGCAGAUCACUUACGAGAUUUGCACCAACGUUGCAUUGCCGCUCCUCAUUUUAGUGUCGACGUACUAGGAUACUCUACAGUCGUCUCAAACCCACAGACCCAAUCCGCCACUCGAUCAGUAAUGUCUGGCCGCACACCUGCAGAACAGCACCACCAGUCCCGCGAUGAGCUGCCAUACAACGCGAAUCCCGCUAUGUUCGCCAAUUACAGUGCAACAGACACUCCCACCGGCCAAGGUGUAGCUUCCUCUGAGCCCCCUUGGGCUAUGAAUAAGGGGGAUCUGAGUCGAGGACAAAUGGCCAGCGAUUUCGUCGAUUCUGGCAGAGGCCCAGCAGUUGCAACGGGAGUCACUCCGGGGGUGGAUUAUUCAAUCAAUUGUGUGGCACCCGCUGAUGAGCUUUCCAACAUUUCAUAUCUGCUGUUGGAUCAAAGAUUUAUGGAUAUGGAUCGCGUGAUCAGUCUAGAUGAUAUGAUGUUUUCCACGAACAUGGCAGCGUCAGUGAAUGGCGCGACUGGUUGA
This is a messenger RNA of Penicillium daleae, 2514 nucleotides long. Its product is annotated as Zn(II)2Cys6 transcription factor. Gene Ontology annotation, molecular function: zinc ion binding; DNA binding; DNA-binding transcription factor activity, RNA polymerase II-specific. Gene Ontology annotation, biological process: DNA-templated transcription; regulation of DNA-templated transcription. The record is from RefSeq and is a predicted model, not a curated record. The transcript is spliced from 7 exons. Gene Ontology annotation, cellular component: nucleus. The coding region runs from base 1 to 2514 and encodes 837 amino acids. NCBI's taxonomy places the organism in Eukaryota, Fungi, Ascomycota, Eurotiomycetes, Eurotiales, Aspergillaceae.